This is a messenger RNA of Opisthocomus hoazin, 1001 nucleotides long. The record is from RefSeq and is a predicted model, not a curated record. NCBI's taxonomy places the organism in Eukaryota, Metazoa, Chordata, Aves, Opisthocomiformes, Opisthocomidae.
UCUCGGUCGUAAUCAGCCCUUGAAAAAAGAGAAGCCGAAAUGGAAAAGUGAUUACCCCAUGACAGACGGACAGUUGCGCAGUAAGAGAGACGAGUUUUGGGACACAGCACCAGCUUUCGAAGGUCGCAAGGAGAUUUGGGAUGCCCUCAAGGCUGCUGCGCAUGCUUUCGAGAGCAAUGAUCACGAACUGGCACAAGCAAUCAUUGAUGGUGCAAACAUAACACUACCACAUGGUGCUCUUACAGAAUGUUACGAUGAACUGGGCAACCGGUACCAGCUUCCCGUCUACUGCCUUGCCCCGCCUAUCAACAUGAUAGAGGAGAAGGGUGACCUGGAGACUCUGGAUAUUCCUGAUCCCCCACCCAAUUCAGGGCACGAAUGCCAGCUUCGUUUGCGCCUGUCCACAGGCAAAGACCUCAAACUCAUGGUCCGCAGCAUGGACACAGUGUAUCACAUGAAGAGGCGGCUGCACGCAGUGGAGGGAGUGGAGCCAGGCAGCCAGCGCUGGUUCUUCUCAGGCAGGCCGCUGGCCGACAAAAUGAAACUGGAGGAGCUGAAAAUCCCAAAGGACUACGUGGUGCAAGUCAUCGUGAGCCAGCCCUUAGCAAAUCCCACCCCGGUGGAAAACUGAUUUCUGCUUGUUUAUUGAUUCUUCUUUCCUCCGUCUCUGUCAUGGGGUUUGUUUUCACUGCCCUCUCUUCUUUCUUUUUGUCCUGUUAAUGGAUUGGUUCCAAGAAACGACCAGCAAAAAUUCCAUCUGUGAUGGAGAUCUGCAAAAACAAAACAUAAAAUGUAAACUGGCCUUUGGGGUUUGCCUGAUCUCGUAUUUAACACAACAGCAAGUAGCACAGGGCAAGGGCAAAGGAAGGAGCGGGAAGGAGAACAGAAAAGGGAGGAGGUACAAGGAGUGAGUGAAGAGAUUGUAGUUCACUUAAUACAAAAAUGUUAUAAUUCUUAAAACUGUAGGUGGUGUCCUGAUCUGUGGAGCCAGAGCAAGAGAG